GCUUCAGAGUCAGAAAAAUGUCACCGACUCUAACAAUAUUGCCUAUCUCAUUCAAAGUGUAUGUUCUUGAAGAAAGUUCAUAUAUUGUUCGAGUUUCAAAGCAGACCAGUAUCAUGAAAAUAAAUUAAUUAUAAAAUUUUAAUCUACCCGACAACUACUUCCUCCUGUUUCCAACACUACUGCACAAGAGAAGGGUGUUAGCAGCUCAGAACCUAUACAACAACCAUGUAUACAAUCAGCCAUCCUGCCUCCUGUCUAACCCACUUUGUGUUCCUCCUACACAGCACCGCCACUGAAAACAUGUAAUGCAGCAGCUUGGUCCUGCACAUUUCAGGGAUUUGGGCCGCCAGCAACAUUUUAUGCAGCUUGGCUUCCAGCAAGAGGAGCAUUUCGGCUUCCAGCAAGAGGAGCAUUUCGGCUUCCAGCAUGAGGAGCAUUUCGGCUUCCAGCAAGAGGAGCAUUUCGGCUUCCAGCAAGAGGAGCAUUUCGGCUUCCAGCAGCAUGAGGAGCAUUUUGGGCGCCAGGAGCAUUUUACACAUUUUGGCAUAGAACAUUCAGGGCAUUUAGGUUGGGGGAGAUGGAGGGAAGAAGGCGAAUUUGGAAGCCAAGGUAGAGCACAUGCACCCCAUUCAGGAAACCCAGAAUGAGAUUCAACCCAGCUCAUUGAGUAAGGAAGACAAGAACUAGAAGAGCAGAGUGCAUUGAGA
Messenger RNA from Fragaria vesca subsp. vesca, 707 nucleotides. RefSeq lists its product as uncharacterized. The coding region runs from base 306 to 647 and encodes 113 amino acids. The transcript has 2 exons. The record is from RefSeq and is a predicted model, not a curated record. NCBI's taxonomy places the organism in Eukaryota, Viridiplantae, Streptophyta, Magnoliopsida, Rosales, Rosaceae.